UGCAGUAAGGGAGGGGAGUUGGAUAUACCUCGCCUAAUAUCUCCGGGGUUUGACACCAUCAUUGUUUAUUCUUGUGCUCCAAAAGCCGAGUCUUCUGAUGGCUCCCUUAGGAGAAGUUGGGAACUAUUUCGGUGUGCAGGAUUCGGUACCGUUUGGGAAUGUGCCCGUGUUGCCGGUGGACAGCCCGGUUUUAUUAAGCGACCACCUGGGUCAGUCUGAAGCAGGGGGGCUCCCCAGGGGGCCCGCAGUCACGGACUUGGAUCAUUUAAAGGGGAUUCUCAGGCGGAGGCAGCUCUACUGCAGGACUGGAUUUCACUUAGAAAUCUUCCCCAACGGUACUAUCCAGGGAACCAGGAAAGACCACAGCCGAUUUGGCAUUCUGGAAUUUAUCAGUAUAGCAGUGGGCCUGGUGAGCAUUCGAGGCGUGGACAGUGGACUCUACCUCGGCAUGAACGAGAAGGGGGAGCUGUACGGAUCAGAAAAACUAACCCAAGAGUGUGUAUUCAGAGAACAGUUUGAAGAAAACUGGUAUAAUACGUACUCAUCGAAUCUAUAUAAACACGUGGACACUGGAAGACGAUACUAUGUUGCGUUAAAUAAAGACGGAACUCCAAGGGAAGGGACUAGGACUAAAAGGCAUCAAAAAUUUACCCAUUUUUUACCUAGACCGGUGGACCCUGACAAAGUUCCUGAACUAUAUAAGGAUAUUCUAAGCCAAAGUUGACAAAGACAAUUUCUUCACUUGAGCCCUUAAAAAACGUAACCACUAUAAAGGUUUCACGCGGUGGGUUCUUAUUGAUUAGCUGUGUCAUCACUUCAGCUCCACUGUGGCCAAACUUUGUCGCAUGCAUAAUGUAUGAUGGAGGCUUGGAUGGAACAUGCUGAUUUUGUUCUGCACUUAAAGGUUUGUCCUCCUGGAGGAUUACCUAUGCCCACUUGCUUGAUUUAGUGUGAAAGAAGAGGAGAGAGAGAGAGAGAGAGUCAGAGUGAAGGAGUGUGAGUGUGUGAGUGAGAGGGGAAAUGGAGGCAAAAGCAAAGAGGAAACGGCCUGAUGCAUGCUGGGAAAUAGACACGCUUUUAAAUUUUUGAUCAGUUUUACUUCAUCGUAUAUCAAUCAGCAUAGCUGCCAUACUUCGACUCAUCAGGAUUUUGGCUGAUGACCUGCUCAAGGCUACGCUGCAUUUUCAAAGGCAUGGAGGGUGCAGUCUUACUUAAAAGACUUUUUCAGUUAAAUCUCACUGGUGUCAUCCCAGUGUUAAAGCAAAGACCUCUUAGUAUAAAAAAAAAAAAAAA
Choloepus didactylus (southern two-toed sloth) is the source of this 1293-nucleotide messenger RNA. RefSeq names its product fibroblast growth factor 9 (gene FGF9). Gene Ontology annotation, cellular component: cytoplasm. Gene Ontology annotation, molecular function: fibroblast growth factor receptor binding; growth factor activity. The record is from RefSeq and is a predicted model, not a curated record. The coding region runs from base 98 to 724 and encodes 208 amino acids. Gene Ontology annotation, biological process: animal organ morphogenesis; lung development; positive regulation of epithelial cell proliferation. NCBI's taxonomy places the organism in Eukaryota, Metazoa, Chordata, Mammalia, Pilosa, Megalonychidae. The transcript is spliced from 3 exons.